GAUUCGAUGUAGUCUUUAGAUUUUGCUCCUGCAUUUAAAUAAAGUAAUUAGUUGAAUACACAAUCGAUAAGGAAAGAGUCUCAAAAUUUUAAAAUAAUGAAUUCGUUCAACUUUAAAAAGUUUUUGUUUCUCUUUAAAGUUUUGGGUAGUGGAUGUUACUUGGUGUACCUCGGAUUCAAACCUGAUGUCAUCGAGGUUGAACGUAAGGACUUGCGUCCACAUAUGGUUUGGAAAGAUGAAGAGUGGUUUCGGUGCCAAAAACGAGUAUUAGUUGACUCGGAGUUUAGCACUGGAACGAAUGUAGAAGUCAGAACAAAGGUUGAGCCUUUUGGUAAUAUUUGGGUUCCGGCUAUAACCAUAAAGGAGAAUGAAGACAGGAAAUUACUGGUGAAGUACAAGAGUCUGAACGGUGGAGAAGAUGAAUACACCAAGACUAGCGUUCCUUACUCUGAGAUCCGGCCUUCACCACCGCCUUUUGGUUCAAGAACUUUAGGGUUGAUGGAGAAUGUGGAUGCCCUGCUCGAGUGCGGAUGGUGUCCAUGUGUAGUAAGCAUGGUUCUCUGUGGGGACAGAUACGGUGUCCUGUUGGGACCAUGCAAGCAGAGUAAGGACUUUGAGCACUUGCAGUUAAGACCAUCCGUGAAGUGGAAAGAUGGAACUUGGAAAACAAAACAAAAAAAAAGUAAGUUGUUACUUAUGUAGAGAUUUAGGAAGUAAAAUGGCUAAUGCUGUGAUGAAUGGGAACAACACAAGGAAACCGGAAAUAGCAGAAACUGCAACUAGGCAGACAAAACCAGCGGUAAAAACACAAGAAAUGAAGAAUCAAAGAGGGAAAGUGAAUGAUCAAAGAUUGCUUUCUCAAGCUGGAGAAACACGGGUUUGAUAUUGCAGCGCCUCGAUCUAAGAUCGACAAGCUAUUGUCCAUCAAAGAAGCCAGACACGGGCAUUGGAAGAGUUGAAAGUUGCUGCAGAGAAAGACAAUAAAAGAAGGAAGCUGGAAGACAAUGUCGAACAAGCCUCAAAGAAGAUUGUUGAGUUGCAGAGACAAGAAGCAUUGAUGAAGGAAGAGAAAGUGACAAAAGAAAAAGAGAUAGCUCGGAUGAAGUAUAAACGCAGUGGCUCUCGACAGAAUGGUUCAGUGGGUGGAGCAGGAGUUUCGUGCAACUGUGAAAUCCCCAUGGUACUAAUAAAGUAGAUUAACAUACAGUAUGUCAAAAUCUACUUUAACUUUGUUGCAUGUGGCCGUGUUGAUAGUUAUAAAAUAAUAAGAGCCUGAGUUUUUAAACUGAUGCCAGAUGUUAUUAGUUUUAUGAACAAUUUUUUGGAGAACUAAAGCUCAAGAAGAAUAUGGCAUUGUGGCUUCAACCAAUUUUUCAGUUGAA
Molecule: messenger RNA, 1382 nt
Organism: Raphanus sativus (radish)
Lineage: Eukaryota; Viridiplantae; Streptophyta; Magnoliopsida; Brassicales; Brassicaceae
Product: DUF724 domain-containing protein 7-like
Exons: 4
Coding region: 97-702 (201 amino acids)
Source: RefSeq, a predicted model, not a curated record